Molecule: messenger RNA, 2637 nt
Organism: Dictyostelium purpureum
Lineage: Eukaryota; Evosea; Eumycetozoa; Dictyosteliales; Dictyosteliaceae
Exons: 4
Coding region: 1-2544 (847 amino acids)
Source: RefSeq, a predicted model, not a curated record
AUGAAAUGGAACAAAUGGGAGUAUUUUAAAUUUUUAAAGGAACAUUAUGAAAAUGAAUUUUCAGAAAUAUUUUUAAAUCAGAGAGCUAAAGAACAACAACAAAAUCAAGAGUGCCAAGUAAAUAUAAACUAUAAAUUCAACCAUCUACUAGAUGAAAUAUUAAAAAACCUAUAUUCAAAACUAAAUCACAUGUCAGACUAUAUUUCAGAAUCUCGAAAUUUAAAUCACUUUUUCGACCCAAUUAGAUAUUUAAUUGAUCAGCAUGAAAACGACAACGAUUCUUUAUUAACACUAUUAAAAAUGAUAGAGUUUGUUGGCAAGUUUUUAAAUGAACAUCAUUACUAUCAAUAUAGCGUAAUUUUUUAUUUAUUUUUUAAAAAUAAAUUAAAUAAUAAAAUUUGUAAAACUUUAAAAAAUAAUUUAACAUCACCACCAUCAUCAUCGACAUCGCCCGUAUCAAGCAAUAAAGAGAAUUUGGAUAAAGAAUUUCAAGAAGGUGAGGAAAAAAUGCAAACUGAAGGCAACGAAUCUAAAAUUAAUAGUAGUGACCUGGAAGUUUCUGAAAAAAUUAAAGGUUUUUGGUUUACAGGUUUAAAUAAUUUACAACUAUAUUGGAAUCAAUUUAAAGAAAUAGAUGCAGCAGAAAAAACAGAUACAGCAGAAGAAACUAAUGAAAAGGAAGUAAGAGAAGAGGAAUUUAAAGAAAUAGAUGCAGCAGAAAAAACAGAUCCAGCAGAAGAAACUAAUGAAAAGGAAGUAAGAGAAGAGGAAUUUAAAGAAAUAGAAGAAAAUGAAACUAAUAAUAAUAAUAAUAAUAAUAAUAAUAAUAAUAAUAAUAAUAAUAAUAAUAAUAAUAAUAAUAAUAAUAAUAAUGACGAUGAAGAUAAUAUAGAAAAAGUUAAAAAAGAAAAUAAUGAUAAUUUAAAUAAUCAAUUAUUUUUAAAAGUUAUAAAUGAAUUUUGCUUACCAAUUAUAUUUUAUAUUAAAAAGGAAGAGUUUGGACAAUUUGAUAAAUUCGAAAUUAUAAAUCUAUGUUGGAAAUAUUAUAUUUGCAAAAGGGAAGAUAUUACCAAUGUCGAUAUUAUGGAGAUUCAAAAUUUUCUUCAAGAGUUUUCAGAUUCAGGAAUACUGUUAAAGAAGCAUCCUAGCGAAGCCAUUAUCAAUUUCAAAGUUGAUCUACUAGAGAAUCCAGAGAAAGCUAGAAAUGACUAUUUCGAUCGUAAUAUGGAUGCCACUGAAGAGGAUGAAAGCCAAGAAUCAAAUGACUCUUAUGAAUUUGAAAUCCAUUUGGGCAUUUACUUACUCUCAUCUAUAUUCUAUGUUAGCUGCUGGAGGUAUUUCAAAUUUUUAACAAUUGGAUCAUCAAGAAUCGAGAAACAAUAUACCACAACUCAUAGUAUCACAGACUAUGAAAUGAUUAUAGAUAGUACUUUAGAGGAUAUUGGUGUUAGCCGUUCAAGUGCAAACAAUGAUACAUAUGAAGGUCUUCGUAAAAGUUUUAAAAUCACCUCACGCAGCAAUAUAAAGACAAAGCUUUCAAUGAUUGUUCAUCAACUAUUAAUCUAUUCAAAUAUCGAUGAUGAAAGUUCUUUUGAUGAUCAGUUUUCAGAUAUAAACUUUUCAUAUCCACAACAAGAAGCCAUCAGACAUUUAGCGCUAUGUAUGGAAUGCUUUAGUGAUCUUAAUCAAGACCCUUGGAUCGAAGAUUUUAAAUUAAUUUUAUCAACAAUUUGGAAUAGUCCACAGUUUUAUUGGUUAUAUAAUAGUUUGGCAGAUUCAAAUUAUUAUUAUGAAUCAUAUUCAACAGCAUUAAAAUAUUAUAGAGAUACUCAAAUUUUAUUACAAUAUUACUAUUCAAAGACAUUAAUACCUCUAGGUGAUGGGUUUAAGAAAUAUUUCGAUCCUAAAGAUGAAUUAUGGAUAAAAAGAUUAGCAUUAAAUAUUUCAGUUACAAAUCACACAGAGAUUGAAGAUUCAGUUGUUGGUUUAUUAGAAAUAUUAAAUUCAAUUUCGUUGCCAGAUGAAUUUGUAGCCUCGGCUCAUUCAGUCAUGACGAUUAAACCUUAUUUUACAGAUUAUACAGAGGAUGAGGUUUUAUUUUGGUGUAUAGAUGGAUUGGUAACUUGCUAUGAAAGAUUAGGUAUGGUUGGUGAAAUGACAGUCCUCUAUCAAUCAUAUUGGGAAUAUUAUAAACCAAGAUUUAUUCAAAUGAUUAACGAAAUUAAAGGCACCCCUUCAACUUUGCCAAACGAAAUACCACUUUCAAAUUUAGUUAUAAAAGAUUUACAAAUUGGGUAUUUCUUUCCAAGAUUUUUCGAUUAUAUAGUUAAUUUUGAAAUGUUAAACGAGUUUUGUAAUGUUUUAAAUAAAGGUUUUAAAUUAGAUAUUUUACAAAGAGGCCAACAACUAUCAAAUGGUAAUGAUGAAUUGAUUAGAAUAAUUACAAGGCACAUCACUAGAACAUCAAGUAGCAGUUAUUACAAUUUACCAAUUUUGUUAAAACAUUUCUUUACUGAAGAAUUGGAACAUUUUACAUCGAAAUAAUUUAUAACAUAUAAAUAAAAAAAAAAUUAAAAAAAAAUAUUUAUGAAUAAUUUUAAUUUUAUUUAAUAAAAAUAAAUAUUUAUUUAUAAUUGU